This is a messenger RNA of Kogia breviceps (pygmy sperm whale), 3277 nucleotides long. RefSeq names its product laeverin (gene LVRN). The record is from RefSeq and is a predicted model, not a curated record. Gene Ontology annotation, biological process: proteolysis; peptide catabolic process. Gene Ontology annotation, molecular function: zinc ion binding; metalloaminopeptidase activity; peptide binding. Gene Ontology annotation, cellular component: cytoplasm. Lineage: Eukaryota; Metazoa; Chordata; Mammalia; Artiodactyla; Physeteridae.
AUGGGACCCCCUUCCAGCUCUGGCUUCUACGUGAGCCGCGUGGUAGCCCUGCUCCUGGCCGGGCUGGCUGCUGUGCUCCUGCUGGCGCUGGCCGCACUCGCUGCCCUGUACGGCCACUGCGCGCGCGUCCCGCCGUCGGAGCUUCACGACCGCGGGGACCCGCACGCCUCGCCCUCCCCCCCAGGCAGGCGAGAGCCGGCGCGGACCCAGAAGCCCGGCCCCACUCUGGAGACGGAGGUGGCGCCCACCCCGCGCAAUUGGCGACCCCCGGGGCCCUGGGACCAGCUGCGCCUGCCGCCCUGGCUUGUGCCGCUGCACUAUGAGCUGGAGCUGUGGCCCCGUCUGAGGCCAGAAGAGCUCUCGGCGCCGGCGUUGCGUUUCACUGGCCGCGUGAACAUCACCGUGCGCUGCAUCGCGGCCACCGCCCGGCUGCUACUUCACAGCCUCUUCCUGGACUGUGAAAGCGCCGAGGUGCGGGGACCACUGUCGCCGGACGCCGGAGACGCCACCCUGGGCCGCGUGCCGGUGGACGAGGUGUGGUUCGCGUUGGACAUGCAGUACAUGGUGCUAGAGCUCGGCGAAGCCCUGCAGCCCGGGAGCCGCUAUGAGCUGCAGCUCAGCUUCUCCGGCCCGGUGUACCAGGACACCAGGGAGGGACUCUUCCUCAAUCUCUACACGGACCAGGGUGAGCGCAGGGCCCUCUUAGCAUCUCAGAUGGAACCAACAUUUGCCAGGAAUGUUUUCCCUUGUUUCGAUGAGCCAGCUCUGAAGGCAACUUUUAAUAUUACAGUUAUACAUCAUCCAAGUUACGUGGCCCUUUCCAACAUGCCAAAGCUAGGUCAGUCUGAGAAAGAAGACGUGAAUGGAAGCAAGUGGACUGUUACUACCUUUCAUACCACGCCCCACAUGGCCACUUAUUUAGCUGCCUUUACCAUCUGUGACUAUGAGCAUGUCAGCAGGACUGAAAGGGGCAAGGAGAUACGCAUCUGGGCCCGGAAAGAAGCCAUCGCAGCUGGAAAUGCAGACUUUGCUUUGAACAUCACAGGUCCCAUCUUCUCUUUUCUGGAGGAUUUAUUUAAUAUUAGUUACCCUCUUCCAAAAACAGAUAUAAUUGCUUUGCCUACUUUUGACAACCGUGCAAUGGAAAACUGGGGACUGUUGAUGUUUGAUGAGUCAUUAUUGUUGCUGCAACCAAAUGAUAAACUAACAGAAAAAAAGACUGUGAUCUCCUAUAUUGUCUCCCACGAGAUUGGACAUCAGUGGUUUGGAAACUUGGUUACCAUGAAUUGGUGGAACAAUAUCUGGCUCAAUGAAGGUUUUGCAUCUUAUUUUGAGUUUGGAGUAAUUAACUACUUCAAUCCUAAACUCCCAAGGAAUGAGAUCUUUUUUUCUAACAUUUUACAUGGUGUCCUCAGAGAAGAUCACGCCCUGGUAUCUAGAGCCGUCUCCAUGAAGGUGGAAAAUUUCACAGAAACCAACGAAAUAAACGAGCUCUUUGACCUAUUUACUUACAACAAGGGAGCGUCUCUGGCCCGGAUGCUUUCUAGCUUCUUGAAUGAGAAAAUAUUUAUCAGCGCACUUAAGUCAUAUUUGGAGACAUUUUCUUACUCAAAUGCUGAGCAAGAUGAUCUAUGGAGGCAUUUUCAAAUGGCCAUAGAUGACCAGAGUAAAAUUCUUUUGCCAGCAACAGUAAAAAGCAUCAUGGACAGUUGGACACACCAGAGUGGUUUUCCAGUUAUCACCUUAAAUGUAUCUACUGGCAUCAUGAAACAGGAGCCAUUUUAUCUUGGAAAGGUUAAAAAUCAGACUCUUCUAACCCACAAUGACACAUGGAUUGUACCUAUUCUUUGGAUAAAAAAUGGAACUACACAGUCUUUAGUCUGGCUAGAUAAAAGCAGCAAAGUAUUCCCUGAAAUGCAAGUUUCAGAUUCUGAUCAUGACUGGGUGAUUUUAAAUUUGAAUAUGACUGGAUAUUAUAGAGUUAACUAUGAUAAAUUUGGUUGGAAGAAAUUAAAUCAACAGCUUGAAAAAGAUCCUAAGGCUAUUCCUGUUAUUCACAGACUUCAGUUGGUUGAUGAUGCCUUUUCCUUGUCUAAAAACAGUUAUAUAGAGAUUGAAACAGCACUUGAUUUAACCAAGUACCUUGCUGAAGAAGAUGAAAUCAUAGUGUGGCAUGCAGUUUUGGUGAACCUGGUAACCAGGGAUCUUGUUUCUGAUGUGAACAACCAUGAUAUAUAUCCACUAUUAAAGAAGUAUCUGUUAAAGAGACUUAUCUCAAUAUGGAAUACUUACUCAACUAUAAUUCGUGAAAAUGUGGCAACACUGCAGGAUGACUAUUUAGCUCUAAUAUCACUGGAAAAACUUUUUGGAACUGCGUGUUGGUUGGGUCUGGAGGACUGUCUUCAGCUGUCAAGAGACCUCUUCAGAAACUGGAUGAACCAUCCAGAGAAUGAAAUACCUUAUCCGAUUAAAAAUGUGAUUUUAUGUUAUGGCAUUGCCUUGGGAAAUGAUAAAGAAUGGGAUUUUUUGUUAAAUAUCUACAAUAAUAAGACAAAGGAAGAAGAAAGGAUUCAACUUGCUUAUGCAAUGAGCUGCAGUAAAGAUCCAUGGAUACUUAACAGAUAUAUGGAGUAUGCCAUCACUACAUCUCCAUUCACUUUUAAUGAAACAAAUAUAAUCGAAGCUGUGGCAGCCUCUGAAGUUGGCCGAUACGUUGCAAAGGACUUUUUAAUCAACAAUUGGCAAGCUGUGAGUGAAAGGUAUGGAACACAAUCAUUGGUUACUCUGUUAUACGUAAUAGGGAGAACCAUAAGUACAGAUUUACAAAUCUUAGAGCUGCAGCAGUUUUGCAGUAACAUGUUGGAGGAGCACCAGAGACUCACAGUUCAGGCCAAAUUACAGACAAUAAAGAAUGAAAAUCUGAAAAACAAGGAGCGAAGUGCCAGGAUAGCUGCGUGGCUACAGAAAAACACAUAAUUUAGUGGCAACUUUCGGCCCUUCUCUUGCAUAUUAUAAUGUACUCACGGUUUUGUCUUCCAACAUUCUGUGAGUCUGGAAUACCACACGUUUUGUUAUUCGUAUUUCAGUCACAUUUACGACUCAGAGUCCUGCUCUUCCCCUAUUGUCACGUUUGGCCCUGAGGCUCAGUGAUUGUUGAGGAUUUUGCCAAUAAUGCUGUAUUUCUGGGGAAGAUUUUGCUUCAUGUUGGGCUAUAAACCACAUGAUUUACUUUAAAUCCCUUGGAUAAACAAAUUUACUGUAGAAAGUUUUGCUUGUU